Molecule: messenger RNA, 3251 nt
Organism: Aureobasidium pullulans EXF-150
Lineage: Eukaryota; Fungi; Ascomycota; Dothideomycetes; Dothideales; Saccotheciaceae
Product: thermostable beta-glucosidase
Exons: 2
Coding region: 496-3165 (889 amino acids)
Biological process (GO): glucan catabolic process
Molecular function (GO): beta-glucosidase activity
Source: RefSeq, a predicted model, not a curated record
AACGGGAUUGCUACGUAAGUGGCCUGCCCGACAACAAUUGCGAAUGUUGCUCCUUCUGUGGCUGCAGGUACACAAUGCUUGAUUGCACAUAGACACAAGUUUUACAGACGCUUUCUGCCGAGUCGCGUUGUGUUGUCAAGAAACUGUUGAAUGAACUUUGCGCCCUUUACUGCCCGUGUCCGAUGCCGACAAUCCUUGCCAUAAUUUGUCCGCGUCUUCAUGGGGCCUCCAGUGGGGAGAUGAUCUUCAUUCUGGGGCAGAGCUGGAGUGUACGCCCGUGCGCACUAAAAAGUCAGGUAUCCACGUCACAUUAUUGCUUGACUUUUUGUAAUCCAAAGGCACGCACCUCAUGAACAGUGGGUCGGGAAGGUAUGCCGCGAGAGGGCUGGUAAGACAUGGCUCUUCCGAAAGGCAGAGCAGGCAGGUAUAAAGGGUACUGAUGAUCCUCUGUUCGAAUGUCCAUCAGCAGCUCGCCUCUGAGGGACAAUCACAAUCAUGCCUUCCCUAUCUUCAUAUAUCCUUGCUUCGGCGGGAGCCUCUCUGGUGAAUGCACAGUUUGGCAACUUCGGUUCGCCAUUCCCCAACACAACAUAUCCUGGAUUCGAGUCUGAGAACCCCUACACUAUUGAGGGUUCCAAGAGCUUCCAAUGGAGCCCUCCCAAGUACCCCAGUCCUUGGGGUGAGGGUGCUGGUGACUGGAAGGAGUCUUAUGUCAAGGCUCGCGCUCUUGUCUCCCAAUUGACCCUCGAAGAGAAGGUCAACCUGACCAGUGGUAUCGGAACGAACCAGGGUAACUGCGUCGGUCAGACCGGCUCUGUUCCUCGUCAUGGUAUCAAUGCUCUCUGUCUGCAGGACUCUCCCGUCGGUGUCCGUCUCACCGAUGGUAACUCUGUUUUCCCUGCCGGUGUUAACGUCGCUGCUACCUGGGACCGCGGUCUUGCCUACGCUCGUGGACGUGCCAUGGGUCAGGAGCACUACGGCAAAGGUGUUGACAUGCAGCUCGGUCCCGUUGCUGGUCCUCUCGGUAGAGCACCUGCUGGCGGCAGAAACUGGGAAGGCUUCUCUCCCGACCCCUACCUCACUGGUCUCAUGUUCGCCGAGUCGAUCAAGGGUAUCCAGAGCGCAGGAGUCAUGACCAGCGCUAAGCACUUCAUCGCUUACGAGCAGGAGCACUUCCGUCAAUCUCAGGAGGCCAAGAACUGGGGCUUCAACGUCACUGAGAGUGUUUCAGCCAACUUGGAUGAUGUUACUCUGCACGAGCUGUACCUGUGGCCCUUCGCCGAUGGUAUCAGAGCUGGUGCUACAUCUAUCAUGUGUUCUUACAACCAAGUCAACGGAUCUCAGGCUUGCCAGAACAGUUACAUUCUCAACCACGUCCUGAAGAAUGAGCUCGGAUUCCAGGGCUUCGUGGUUUCAGACUGGUACGGAACUCACAGCGGUGUUUCUGCUAUUCUUGCUGGUCUCGACAUGAGUAUGCCUGGCGAUCCCGUUCAGGAGUUCGGAAACCACGGUGGUGCUCUUUUCAGCUCGAACAUGACAAUUGCUGUUAUUAACGGAACUGUUCCUCAAUGGAGACUGGACGAUGCUGCCGUCCGUAUCCUCGCUGCCUACUACUACGUCGGCCGUGACAAGAACGAAGUUCCCGUCUCUUUCAACUCUUACUCUCUCGACACCUACGGUUACUCCCACAAUGCUGUUGGUCAAGGUUACGGCCUUAUUAACCAGCACGUCGAUGUCCGCGAGAACCACAGCAAGCUCAUUCGUGAGAUUGGCUCCGCUUCUACCGUCCUGCUCAAGAAUGUCAACAACGCUCUACCUCUCACUGGAAAGGAGAAGUUCACUGCUGUCCUUGGUGAGGAUGCUUUCGAGAAUGUGAACGGACCUAACGGCUUCACUGACCGCGCCGGUGACUCUGGUACUCUUGGCAUGGCCUGGGGCUCUGGAUCUGCCAACUUCCCUUACCUCAUCACUCCUGAUACUGCCAUCCAAAACGAGGUUGUUGGUAAGAAUGGUGGCCAGUACCAAUCUCUCAGCAACAACUCGAACCUUGACCAGGCCUUCUCUCUUGCUAAGCAGGCCGAGGUCAGCCUUGUUUUUAAUAAUGCUGACUCGGGAGAAGGAUACCUCCAGGUUGAGGGCAACUAUGGUGAUCGCAACAACCUUACAUUCUGGCAGGGCGGUGACGAGCUUGUCGCCAAUGUCUCGGCUACCUGCAACAACACCAUUCUGGUCAUCCACUCUGUCGGUCCCGUCCUUAUUGAGAAGUACGCCAACAACCCCAACAUUACCGCCAUUCUCUGGGCUGGUGUUCCUGGCGAGCAGUCUGGUAACUCGAUUGCCGACAUUCUUUACGGUCGUGUCAACCCUGGUGCCAAGCUUCCCUUCACCAUGGGUGCCAAGCGUUCCGACUACGGUACCGAUGUUCUUUACACUCCCAAUAACAAGAUCCCUCAGACCGACUUCAAGGAGGGUAUCUUCAUUGACUACAGAGCCUUCGACAAGCAGGAGAUUGAGCCCGUCUACGAGUUCGGUUUCGGUCUCUCAUACACCAACUUCACCUACAGUGACAUCAAGGUCAACAAGCUGAACACUAGUGCCUACACCCCCACCACCGGUAUGACUCCUGCUGCUCAGACCUACGGUAACAUCAGCAUGAACCCUGCCGACCACCUCUUCCCCGGCAACUUCUCUCGCGUUCCUCUCUACCUCUACCCCUGGUUGAACUCGACCAACCUCUCCUCCGCUGCUGGUCAGUCUCAGUACGCUCCCUACGGUGAUGACAGCUUCGUCCCCGAGGGUGCCGUCGACUCUUCUCCUCAGCCUCGUCUUCCUGCUUCUGGUCCUUCCGGUGGUAAUCCCGCUCUGUGGGACGUUAUCUACCGCGUCACCACCCAGAUCAAGAACGUCGGCAAGGUCGCUGGUGUUGAGGUCCCUCAACUCUAUGUCUCUCUUGGUGGCCCUUACGACGCUGUCAAGAUGCUCAGAGGUUUUGAGAGAUUGAGCAUCCAGCCCAACCAGACCGUCACCUUUUCUGCCGAUAUCAUGAGAAGAGACAUCAUGAACUGGAGCCCCGAGGCUCAGGAUUGGUUCGUCAGCAACUACACCAAGACUGUGUAUGUUGGUAGCAGUUCGAGAAACCUUCCUCUUACUGCUCAGCUCGCUUAAGCGAAUGUAUUUUUUCAUGAUCAUGAUAGACCGAAAAUGAUUUGCUUCUGCUUAGACUAGAAGAUUAGUUUAUAAUAUAAUCACAU